GAAUGUCACAUAAUUCGAAUACCAAAAGCGGAGAUCUCACGAAAAGAGAACGACAGAGCAACCUUUCACAAAUAAAAGCUGCUGAGAGUGUGGUUACAGCCUACAGGUCAGUAGAAGAUAAUAAAAGGCAGAAGUAGGUAAGUUGAAGAAGCAAAAAUAAUGGACCCUACCUCCGCAUCAGCCGCCGCUAGUGGUCGCGCCGAGCCUUACUCUGGGGGCCACGCGAUCCACACCAACGACCCAGAGCCAUCAAGUCAGGAGCCACUACACGCAGAUCCCGCAAAGGGAACAAGAUCUCCUUCAGUGGUUCCUGGUGCUAGAUUGUACGAACGUUUCGUCUCUCCUGGCACCGAUCCUCUAUGGAUCCGAAUUACGUUUUUCUCGCUGCUCAUCGUCGCUGGUACCUGUUACGCGUACGACUGUUACUUGUCUGGCAGCAUAUGUCCUCACAGAACGCAGCUACAGAAGAAAAGGGAAAGGGUUCCCAGGAUAGUGCGGAUGCAACAAGUUGCAGAUGCCAUGGAAGCGAGAAAGGAGAAAGCAAACGCCAUCGCGAGAGCAAGAGUAGCACUGAUCGAAGAUGUGGCUUCUUGGGAUGGUGGAGCAACAGGAGCAUCAACUUCAACCGAUGCAAAAGAAGGUAAUGCAGCAGCAGAGAGACUCGAACCAAAGAAAGAGAAGUAGUACAGUAACCGUUUUCCCGUCUCCAGAUUCGUUUGUCCGAUUCCUUUGUCCGAGAGACGACAUUUGUGCUAAGCAACGAGCUGCUGCAUUCAAUUUCCUGGAAAAAAAAUCGAUUUCCUUCGAGUGGCG
Messenger RNA from Amoebophrya sp. A25, 813 nucleotides. Lineage: Eukaryota; Dinophyceae; Syndiniales; Amoebophryaceae. The record is from the annotation of a GenBank genome assembly.